GUUUCCCUUAACGUCAUCAGGUGGCGACAGACUGCUCGCUACGCAGUUGUUAGUGUGAUGGGGUAUGUUGUAAUUUUCCACCGCGGAGUUUUCAUUUAAACAAACUUUGACAGACUCUCUGUAGACCCACAGAGUCCAGUACCAGGACCGACCCCUCUGAAACCCGGAUCAGACCUCAGUCACGCUCCGCGGCUUGUUCGAUAGUUUGAGAGGCGCGCGGGGCUAACAGCAUGCUAACAGUUAGCAUCGUUAGCUCAGAUUAGCUGCAGUGUUUCAGAUUAAAAAUCCGGUGUGGUUUGAUUUCUCUGAUGGAGUAUCCCGGAGGAGGUGGAGGGGGGGUGGUGCUCAGCGGAGGGAACGUCCCGGCCUUUCUCACAAAACUGUGGACCCUGGUGGAGGACCCAGACACCGACCCGCUCAUUUGCUGGAGCCCGAGUGGAGCCAGCUUCCAUGUGUUCGAUCAGGGUCGGUUCUCGAAGGAAGUUCUACCAAAAUUCUUCAAACACAACAACAUGGCCAGUUUCAUCAGACAGCUCAACAUGUAUGGUUUCCGUAAGGUGGUGCACAUCGAGCAGGGAGGUUUGGUGAAACCAGAGAGAGAUGACACAGAGUUCCAACAUCCAUUCUUCAUCAGAGGACAGGAACACCUGCUGGAGAACAUCAAACGUAAAGUCACCAAUGUGUCGUCGGUGCGUCAGGAAGAAGUGAAGAUCUCUGCAGUCGAAGUAAACAAAAUCCUGAAUGAUGUCCAGCUGAUGAAGGGAAAACAGGAAACCAUUGACUCCAGGAUCAUUGCCAUGAAACAUGAGAAUGAGGCUCUGUGGAGGGAGGUCGCCAGUCUGAGACAGAAACAUGCUCAGCAGCAGAAAGUCGUCAAUAAGCUGAUCCAGUUUCUGGUGUCUCUCGUCCAAACCAACAGGAUUCUGGGAGUUAAGAGGAAGAUUCCGCUGAUGCUGAAUGACUCCAGCUCCGCCCACUCCCUACCUAAAUACAGUCGGCAGUUUUCAUUGGAGCACAUGCAGGCCGCAGCCAAUCUCUUCUCAACAGACUCUCCAAUAACCUCUGGACCAAUCAUCUCUGACAUCACAGAGGUGACCACGCCCACUGCAGAAGAUGUGGCCAGUGAUUGGACGGACGCAGGAGAGAGCGAAUCAGUGAAUGUCAAAGAGGAGCCGUCCAGUCCUGAGGUGGAGGUGUGUCCUGUUCUGGAGGGUGGGGCUACACCUGUAGACACGCCCCUCUCUCCCACCACCUUCAUCAAUUCAAUCCUACAGGACAACGAAACGCAGCCAACUCCCAACACCUCCACUGCCAACCCUCCACCAGCCAUUGUUGUGAGGAGCCUUGCCUCCACUGGGCCCCUCCCCCCUGUCCCAACCAGCCAAUCACCUGCCUCCCUUCCCACCCCAAACUCCAGCACCACCACAGCUCAGCAGAGAUGUCAAACCGUUGCUUGUAUCGACAGACCCCGCCCCCCUCCCUCUGCAGGUGGACUCUCACCUGAAGUUCGACGCUUCCUAUCAACACAAGCUGAGAAGUCAGAGCUGUCAGACCAUGUGGACAGUAUGGACAACAGUCUAGAAAACCUGCAGAACAUCCUGAACACUCAGACCUUCGCCUUUGACACCUCCCCGCUGUUCGAGUUUUUCAGUUCUUCCUCGACCUCUGGAGACUUUGACCUCGACAGUUUGGAUGUUCUGCUAUCUGAUGAAACUCCUAAAGGAAGUGAUGAAAGCAGCAACACCAACAACACAGGUGACUGUGUGCCACUCUCUGAUUGGUCCAGGGAAGCAGCUGGUGCAGUACACACCUGUCCUGGUGUCUGAACCGGCCAGCCCAGGGGAGGGCGGGGCUGACCUGCCGUCCCUGCUGGAGCUGGAGGCAGAGCCUUUCUUUGCCCCGGACACGCCCACUGAUGACCCGGAUGCUGCCCUGCUGAGCCACGCCCACCUGGACUCUGACCUCUGACAUCAUCAGGACUUAUCAGUAACCAUAGCAACAGGACAGUCUGAGUGCUGACUCAGCAGCAGCAAUAGACAAUGAUGAAAUCAAUUGAUCAGCUGUAGAUCAAUCAGUAUGUCAAAGGUCACGUUUUUAGUAUGCAGAUGUUAUUGAUCAAUAUUAACCCUUUAUAUAUCUGUGUCCUCUUCUUCUUCUCCAUUAUUUUAGCUUUUGGUUCUUCUUCACUGCUUUAAUUAAAACAUUUGUUUGAUACUCACUGCAGAAAAACUCAGAGAACCGGGGUCAUGUCUGUAACUGUUGGUCCGAUCAGAAACAGCUCAGUGUAGAUGUCACAGGACACCUGGACAGGUGAGGCAGGAUCAUGUGACCCAGGUGUUCUCUGUGUUGUGCAUGUUGCAGUCCGAGUUUCUGGUUUGUCUUUGUUUUCAUGUGUAAAAUAGAUUUAAUGAAGAGAAUCUGAAUAUUUUUGUUACCAUGGAGACAGCAGAUAGAGAUGCAUCAAUCUGAUUGGUCGGAUCGGUGUGAGCUCUAAUUGAUCAGAUCAGGUAUCAGCCAUGACGUGUGAUUGAUCCACAUUAAACAGUUUCUCUGUUACGUUAAUGCUCAGUUUUAUUGGUCGAAGACGUCCUGUUUUUAUUUCCCUCAAUCAUACCUGUAGAUCAUCACAACCAGCAGGAGGCGCUCAACUCAUCUGGUCAGACAGGUGACUGGUCUCAGGUCUCUGGUCUCAGAUCAGGUCUCUGGUCAGGUCAGGUCUCUGGUAAGGUCUCUGGUCUCAGGUCAGGUUUAUUUUUACAGUGUAAAACGUUCUGGUCCAGAUGUUUGUUUAUAUUAUGGGAUGUUUAAUCUAUAAAAUAUUGAUAUUGACUCGAAAAAUCCUGAAUGAGUUACAUCCUUUACAGACACUGUUACCUACAACCUGAGACUCACCUGGCGCUUUUUUAUUAUGUAUCAACAAUACAGUUACUCCUGACUUCCUGCUAGACGUUUAUCAGCUACCCUUCAGAGUAAAAGCCUCUGUCAUUAAUAUAUUUACAUUUGUUUGAUCAUGUUUUUAAUUAACCCCCCCCCCCCCCCCCGCGCCUCAUGGGAGUGGAGGAUUGUGGGAAACAAAGACAGGGUCAAAGGUCAGAUAAAUAUUCUGACUUCAGUUCAAUAAAAUGUUUGAAAAAUGUA
Messenger RNA from Lates calcarifer (barramundi perch), 3138 nucleotides. It is a transcript of the gene hsf1, whose product is annotated as heat shock transcription factor 1. Lineage: Eukaryota; Metazoa; Chordata; Actinopteri; Centropomidae. Gene Ontology annotation, biological process: regulation of DNA-templated transcription. Bases 309 to 1826 code for a protein of 505 amino acids. The transcript has 15 exons. The record is from RefSeq and is a predicted model, not a curated record. Gene Ontology annotation, molecular function: sequence-specific DNA binding; DNA-binding transcription factor activity.